Messenger RNA from Phalacrocorax carbo (great cormorant), 8117 nucleotides. NCBI's taxonomy places the organism in Eukaryota, Metazoa, Chordata, Aves, Suliformes, Phalacrocoracidae. The record is from RefSeq and is a predicted model, not a curated record.
GGGGGCGGGGCCUGAGGCUGGGCGGGGGGCCGGCGGCGCUCGCGCUGCGGCCCGGCUGCGGCAGCGGCGGCGGAGGAGCGGGGCCCGGCCCGGUUCCGUCCGGUUCCGUCCGGCCCAGCCCGGCCCGGCGCCCCCCUCAGGCUCCCGCCAUGGCGCUGCUGCGGGCGGCCGCGCUGCCCGCGGAGGGGUCUCCGGCCUGGCUGCCCACCCACGUUCAGGUGACCGUGGUGCGGGCCCGCGGGCUGCGGUGCAAGGGCGGCGGCAAGGCGGGCACCAGCGACGCCUACACCAUCAUCCAGCUGGGCCGCGAGAAGUACAGCACCUCCGUGGUGGAGAAAAGCACCGGCGACCCCGAAUGGCAGGAGGAGUGUGCCUUCGAGCUGCCCCCCGAGCUGGGCACCCCGGCGGGCCUGGCCCGCGGCGGGCUGGUGCUCACCGUCAUGCACCGGGCCCUGGUGGGCAUGGACCGCUUCCUGGGCCAGGCCGUGGUGCCCCUGGAGUCCGGCCUGCAGCAGGGCCGCACGCCCGACCAGCGGUGGCACAAGCUACACUCCAAGGCUGGGAAGAAGGAGAAGGAGCGUGGCGAGAUCCUGGUGAGCAUCCAGUUUACGCGCAACAACCUCACGGCCAGCAUGUUUGACCUCUCCAUGAAGGACAAGCCGCGGUCGCCCUUUGGCAAGCUGAAGGACAAGGUGAAAGGCAAGAAGAAAUAUGACUUGGAGUCGGCCUCUGCCAUCAUCCCCAGCAGCAUGGGUGCCCUCGACAUGGAGGAUGACUACGACAUUGGGGGUAAGAAGUCCAAAGUCAAGGGCUUCUUUCUGAAGAACAAGCUGCGCAAGUCAUCCCUGACGCAAUCCAACACCUCCCUGGGAUCCGACAGCACCAUCUCUUCUGCCAGCCUGGGCUUGGCUGCAAAUGUUCCCGAGGUAACCAAAUCCCCGAGCAGACACAGCAGUCUGUCCACGGAGCGCUCUGUGAAAGACUACUUGCCGUCUCCAAAGCUGACCCACAAGAGAGCAUUCAGUGAUGAUGUCUCCCAAGUCAGCCCGGUCCUGGAGCCUAAAGCAAUCCAAAAUCUGAAGCCAAAGAACGAUCCCGUGUCUCGGUCUUCCCUCUGCAUCAACGGGAGCCACGUUUACAGUGACGAGCCUGCACCAAAGAGCCCCAUGUCUGUCCCGCAGAGCUCUGCGCCGCUGUCCGUGCCCAGCAACCCCAGACGGCAGGAGGAGGGCUUCGGCUUCACUCCCCUCCAUCCCGACUCCCACGAGGUGCCUUGGGUGCUCAGCAACUCUGAGAGGACACAGCAGAGAGACGAGCCCAGGUUCAUCCCGUCUCCUCCCAGCUUAGCCUUGCAAGAAGAGCUCAAGGUCUCCACGAAAGCUGUCACUCUUAGUAACCAUUUGGGCAGAGCUAAGAUGGAAGAAAACAGUCGCUUAGAGAACAAGCCGACUCAAGCUGCAACACCCAUGGUCUUCUCCGCGGAGCUGACGAAGGACAAACCGCCCGAGGAAAUGAAGAAGGAAGACAAGAAAGCAAAGGGCGGCCUCUUCCACCACGGGGGCAACAAGAGUGACGUGGGGAACAAAGACCAUGGGGAGAAAGUCCACGCAGUGGCAGGGGGAGAGGAAAGGAAUAAAACCAGCGGCUGGUUCAGUUCGAAGGAGACCAGAGAGUCCCCUCAGAAACCCAGUUUCCCGUCUGGGCCACAUGCUUCAACAGAGGUCGCUGGGAACUUUUAUUCCUCUGAGGAUUGCAGUCCCUCUGCCUCCCUAGGACAUAAAGACUCAGAGAGGGAGUCUCCAGCCAAAAGCGUUUGUGUCCCUGUUCCAGAAACUACUCCCCCAUCACAAGGAGACCUUCCUCCGGAUGAGAAACCUGCUGUCCCUCCUCCCCUCUCAGAGUGGGACGAUACCUUCGAUGCCUUUGCAACCAGCAGGCUCAAACCAGAACCGAAGAAGGAAAACUUCUUUGCUUCGGUGGCGGCAGAGGACAUGGCUUUCAUCGACGAUCCCGAUGCUGCCAGCCCAACGGAAAGAUCAGCCCAGCCAGCUCAGGAGAAGGGGACAAAGGUGUUUGAAAAGGCCGAUUCACAAAUCGGCAGUGAAAUGCCUGCAGCUCUACGGUCUUGGACAAAUUUCUCCAGUUUAGACGUGGGGGCAAACCUGGUGAGCACAACCCAGGAAGCGACAGUGAUAGAGGAUGUGCUGAGCCCUGUGUCUGCAGGGUCGAUGGGAAGGAGGAGGAAAAGCAGCACGCCUACAGUCUGGACAGCCGCGUUUGCAUUGGGAAAUCCAGGGGAAAAAGAGGCUUCAACACCACUAACUGCUGAAAAUAGUGCUAGGGAGGCAGGGGACAGUAAUGAGGAGGAACCCUCUAGUUCAGGGACAAACGGAUGGAUGACCAUAGCCACCGAAACCGCUCCUGACCUGUCAGAGAGUGCCCGAAGUGUGGCUGAGCAGGAGGGCGUGGGUCAGGAGAGCGCGUUCAGCCCGCAGCCAGCCUUCCUCAGCGAAGGCACCUUCGAAGCGAAGAGCGGAUCUCGUGCCGCCGCUUGCGUGUUGCCCAGAAGCACCUUCACCCCCGAAUCCAUCUCCGAAACCCUGCCAGGCAGCAACGUGGCGGCCGUGCCCCCGCGGGUGCUCGCAGAUGUGGCAGCACGACAGUUCCCUGUGGCCCCCGAGCCAGCGAUGGAGCCCCAGGGUGCUGCUAGCAAGGAGGACGCGUUCGACAUACGGACUUCAGUCUACCGGCUCCAGGCUAGCAUGCGGCUUGAGGCCAGUGAAAGCCGUGUAAAACUCAGCUCCGACAUUCGUGAGAGGCACGUGGUCCUCUCUCCGUGGACGGGUACUCAAGAAAGGGAGGAGAUGGCGGCCAGCUUGGCCGCGCCGCCCCCCAAACCUCCAAGGCGGUUUGCAGCCGCAGGCGGCGGAGGGGACAGCGAGGAGGAGGGUGCUAGCGACCCGCAGCCAGGCAGCGAGGAGCAACGGGAAGACAUAGAAGGCCCGAAGGCAGAUAUGGAGCUGCCGAGGAGCAGUCUGAGCAGUGAGCCCUCUGUCCCGGCGUCUCCCAUCCCGCCUGCACUGGGAGCGGACGUAGCUGAAGCUGGGAGUGAGUUCCUGGUCUCUGAGGAUGCCAAAGCUGCCGCUGCAGACUCAGCAGCUAAUUUGGAGGCGAGAGCUAGCGAUCUGGCAAAAGGGGACACCUCUCUGGGGGAAGACUGGUCAGAGAUGAGAGAGACUGAUGCAGCUGAGCAGUUUGAGACUUGCCCAUCGAAGUUCUCCCAGGAUGGAUUAGGCCAGUCGGGUGCCAAGGAGAGCUCGACCCAGCCAGGUUUAUUUCCUCCGAUGGGGGCUGCAGAUGGUGCCAAGUGGGAGAUGGCCUCCAAACAGGAGCCAUUCCCUGAGGAGCUCAGUAUGUCGGGACUAAACCCACCUUCCAAGCUAGACAUGGGCCAGCCGGAAAUCUUCUGGACGGCUCUGGAAGAGCAGGAGGCAGCCAGUCACCUCGCGGGUCUUGGCUCAGCGGCACGACCCCAAAGUCCCCACCCAGUGAAACCCAUCAGCGCUGUGGUGCAAGAGGUCUCCAGCGAGAAGAAGCAGCAGCACAGGUCCAGCCUGACGACCGCUCUGAGCAACGGCCUGGAGAAGCUGAAGACGGUCACCACGAGCAGCGUCCAGCCUGUGGCCCCAUCCUCUCACCCGGAGAAAACGGACGCGAAGAAGUUAAAGGAUCCCACCACAGUGGACCAGUCAGCCAAGUAUUAUCACUUGACCCAUGAUGAACUCACCCAGCUCCUCCUGCAGAGAGAGAAGGAGCUGAGCAAGAAGGAGGAGUACAUCCAUGAACUGGAGAACUACAUUGACCAGCUGCUGGUGCGCAUCAUGGAACAGUCUCCCACACUCCUCCAGAUCCCGCUGGGGGAAAGCAAGACCAAGUAACCUCUCCGCAGAGACCAGCAUCACUCGCCUAGAGCACUUCUCCAAUAAACACGCUGCAAACAUCCCUGCACUCCCCCUUCCUCUUACAAGAGGGCUCCAGUGGCUUCUGUUCGCAGAGUUUAGCAGGAAAGGUUAUCUGCUCCUCCCCAGCCCAAGCUUAUCCCAGCUCUGGCUCCAGGGAGCUAUAGGGUGGGAGGCUGUCCUCUACCCUAUGGGGAGGAGCAGAGCCCUCCACGCAAGGCAGAUGCCUCCUUAGGUCCCUGUCAUUACAACCAAGUGGCCUCUUCUUGGGCACUCAUCCUGCCAGUGCUAUAAGUGGUCCAUGGACAUCUGAGGGCUGGAAACCAACCACCUCGCCCAUGUCUUCAUCCUGCUACUGCUGCUCUUCGGCCCAUGCUCUUCCACAUCUCUCUUCUCUGAAGCGGUGUACCCUGGCUGACGGAUGGUGUUAAAUCAGUUGAUGACAUCGGGGGUGCUUAAACUCAGGAAGGGUCAACCAGCACGUUACUGUCCGCUGAGCCUGCUCGGCAGGGCAGCAAGGGGAAGGGGCUGCUGUCGGGUGCCUCUUUCCCUUCCUGCCCCAUGUGCUGUACCCCCAAAUGAAAGGUUUCCAUCUGAAGAGCCAGCUCCAAGUUGUGCCAGUACCUGACCGUAUGGGAGAUGGUACACAAAGCGGCGGCGCCGGAGAUGGAGGCUGUAAAGGACUCAGGCCGCCGUUGCUGCCUGACUGCGAGCGGUGUCGAUUCCAUCGCCGUGUGCGUGCAGAGUCUUGACGCUGCCUCAGUUACCCAGCUCAGAACUGGACUUGCAAUAUGGGAGAAGGGCCAGUGACUGUUUGCGUGCCAUCUGUACUGCAGGAGAUCUUCCUGCACACCACCCAACCCAUCACUGGGCUGCCAGCGUGCCCUGGGUGGGGUUCCCGUAUGUAUAAACCACGGCUGAAUUUUCUACAGGAAUCGCUUUCCACUGGCUGCCCCCCACCAUUGACUUUGCAUCGUCUUUCUCCAUGCAAUGGGAAAAUGCCAUUGGGACCGAAGCUCGUGUGCGGAGAAGGAUGUCUGACCGCCCGGCCACCUCUAUGCAUGACGUCCUGCUGGGUCAGGCAUCCGUCAAACGCUCUCUGUCAAAGCUAGCAACUCAGUAAUGGUCACAAACCCAUUCGAGCCAGUAUUAGUACCCAGCACCGCUUGAACUGUAUCGCAUCUACACACCGGCGUCAGGUCUCUGGCGGCGGGGGCCCACCCUUAGGCGUCGUAGGCCAGCUCUCAGAGCUGAAUGCUUCUUGCUGCUAACUGCAGAGUAACCGUCUAAAGGCCUCUGAUUUACGCGGUUUAACAACCGUAGAUGAUGUUAGCCUGAGGCUGGUGAGCGAUGCUCCUGGCCGCAGCGGAGUACAGCGCAGCUUUUGAUUUGGAGAUGCUGUGGAAGGGUAUAGAUAGGAUGUUGCUCCCUCUCAUUCUGCCAGGUUUUUGGCUGGAGAAGGCGCCCGUGCAGGCAGAGGGUCGGUUGGCACAGGACUUGAGCUGUCUUGACAUGUAAGGCAUCUUCUCUCUCCUGUACAUCUCCCAGAGUUACUGGAUUCUUUUAAAACCUUCCUGUUGUUUUUACUCAUGUUGUUUUUACCUCACUUGCUUCAGUUUAUACCAUGACUUUAAAAAAUCGUGCCUUUUGCAAUAGAACAAUAGCAGUUUCCUACCAAAAAAGGCUCCGAAAUCCAGUUCUCAGUUCAGCGCAACCCAUCUUGGGCGGCUUUCUCUUCUGUUUUUACCUGCUAAUCCAAACUACGUGAGUUGAGUUUUAAAUGCAGACAGCAGAGCCUUCCCAUCCCUGUGUGCAGGUUGCUUUUGGUCUGUGGCAGGAGCGCUGCACGGGCAGCUCGCGAGACGUGGGAGGGAGCGAUAUUAGGAGAUGACACAGGGGGAGAGCAGGCCAAACGCUCCAGGGCAAAAUACAGCUGGAUAAAGACAGUUUUGGGUCACGCUGGAAGUCUGAGGUUGGAGAAGUAGGCUGUUGGACUAAGAGGUAUCGGUUAAGAGGAGAUUUGGUGUUGCUGUCAUUGACAAUGUUUGGUCAUAUCGAGCCUGUAGACCAUCGUAGGAGAAGGAUUUGUUACCUGGGACGAGAGCAGCUACCAGCCUUUAGUUCCUACCUGCCUUUGCCCCAGGUAGGGAGUAGUCUGGGGUUUCGCCCUUCUCCACCUGCGCCUUCAUGUUCCUCCUCCCUCUGUAUGUCUCACGUGUGGAGACUUUGUUUCUAGUGUAGGAUGUGAGGGUCUGAGGGAAGGGGGUUCUUUCUCCUUAUAGAAAAGUACCAGAAACCUCUCCCUGCCUCCCUGCCUGUAUAAUCAAAAGAUCCUGUGGCCUGAGAGCUGGGUUCCCUUUCUGGGUGGAUAUCUGUCAUGGGGAAGCCCUCCCUUUUAUCUGAAAGCGGGCAGGGAGGAGUUGUGGACAGCUAGAAAGCAGUCCAGCAGCCGAAGAGCAGGGCUGACUGGCAGGGAUGCUGGGCCGGGAUGCUGAGCGGUGAAGGCUUGCGUCAGGUGGGCAUCAGCAAGGGGGAAGCGUAGAGCCGAAACCUCACACCGGCUCUCCGCUCCCUCAGAAAUAGCUGGGAUUUCUCCCCCGUCAGAGAUCGGCGUUGUAGGUGCUCCCCACACACAAGUGCCAAUGUUUUUAAGGAGCUUGCUGCACCUCCUCGCUGCCUCCUCGCCCUCCUCUUCCAUCGCAUUUCACCGCUUCCCUCAUCCCCGCUCUGCCUUAGACAGCUCCGCCUUAUUUUUUUUCCCCCUCUCCAAAGCUUGAGUGUUUCGCACUUUAUAUAUUCAAGUUAAUCUCAGAGCUACGGCAGGCCGUAUCGGGUGUACGGCCUUUUCAGCAAUACGUGCUUCCUCCCGUGACCUGCCUCCGUCGCAGCGCAGCGACACGGACCCUGAACCCGCAGGAGCCCGCGCCGUCUCGGAGGAGGCUGGAGCAAGCAGGGCUAAAACGCUUUUUUGCCUUGACUUUGUGAUAACAGAACAUCUCCCAAGGCCGAGGCGGGGGUACGGCGCGGGCACCUUGGUGUCGCCCAUGAGAUGGGCGGCUACGGAAAAAACCAAGCGGUGACGACAGCCCUGAUGUUUCGUGUCUGUCUUUGAGCGUUUAGAAGUCCGUAGGUAUCUACAAAUGAGGACUUGUGCUUAGGAAAAGGCAUCUUAAAGAUGCUCGUCUUGGUUCUCUGUUUCUCCACUCCGCCGUCCUGCAAAUGUGUUUUUUUUUUUUCCCUCACCACACAGUUUUUAUUCUCUGCGUUAGGCAAGUAAGCUUGGCUGCACCACGCAACAGCACCGAAGCCAGAGUCUGUAGAAUUUUUUUCAUUAAAACCUCGAAGUUACCAGUGGGAAAUGGCUUUGAGGUCCUAGAUGUUUUCUUGUGGAUGCAGGGGAAUGAGAAAAAGAAGCGGGGGAAAAUACUCUCAAGUCGCUCGUGUCCCAGAGCUCCGUAUUUAGAGAUUUAUUUGCAGAAACCGGGAGGCGAGCAGCCCUUCUGGUCUGUCGGGGUCUGUCGCUCUUCACCGAACCAAGCGGACGAAAGGGUUUUGAUGGGCCAGCAGCGGCUUUUUUCACUGGUUCCAUUUUAAACACGGCCGUAACAACCACUCUGUAUUUUUGCCUCCUGGUCUGUCUUUCUCUUUCCGCACUCAAGCUGUUUCACAAGGUCUUCCGCAGGGUGCUGGUGCUCGCAGCUGUGCUCUGCUUUUGUUGUCGGCCCACGCCUGGGUUUCUUGCUUUUUAAAGAACUCUGGCCAAGUGAUUUAUUUUAGCCUUGACCGGCCCUUCUGGCCCAGAGUCAUGGGCCAGAAGAACCGCCAAGGUAUAUCCUUAAACUGGAACAAACCUGAAGGGAUGUGGAUACUGGAUGAAGUGUCACGAAGACUCAGCCUUACGACUUGUCUGUGAAGAAACCGCCGUGUGUUUUGUGUUACAAACGUGGGGUGUAAAAAAAAAAAACAAACCACCCCAAAAUGGGAGAGGGUAAGGGUCGGGGUCUUCAGAGUUGUUGGUUUCCCUGUACUUCAUGUACGCAGGAAGUGGGUUCUGUGUGUUUCAUGUUUUAAUAGUUGCAACUAAUGUUUAUAAAGAGCUUGUUAUUUACGUUUUAAGCACUUUAAAAAAAAAAAUAAAAGUUGUUCAAGCUGUUCCUA